CUGCAGAGCUCACACCGGUACCUACCAUCCUUAAUGAUCCCACGGGCCGCCCAGGCCCCGACCAAUCGGGAUGAGAUGGUGGUAGCUAAGACCGUCCUACCCCGAAAGGGAAUGGUCCGGCUUCAAGCUAUUGGUGUCUCGAAGAGUGAUAGCAAGUCUUCCGAUCAAAAAAGGGGGCACCGCCCUGCUCCCCAGAAUCACCGCAAACUCCAGUUGAAGCAGAAAGAAGCCAUAAGAAGGGUCAGUAAUGGUACCAGCGAGGGGGCGAAGGAGCCCACUACACUCAAGCACGUUCUGCUAGAACUUGAGGAGACUGAUGUUGCACCAGGCCGCAAACCGAUGCAGCAUGGCAAGGGGGUUCAUGCUAAGGACGCAAAUAAGAAAACUCCGGGUGCUCUCGGUCAACAGACUGUUUCCGUUGCCAUGAAAGCCGCAAAACGACAAUUCGACACAGGAGAACUGCAGGGCAAAAUGUUGACGGUUUUUUCACAUCAAUAAUCCUGUCGAUGCUGAU
This is a messenger RNA of Lytechinus variegatus (green sea urchin), 514 nucleotides long. RefSeq lists its product as uncharacterized. Bases 34 to 498 code for a protein of 154 amino acids. Lineage: Eukaryota; Metazoa; Echinodermata; Echinoidea; Temnopleuroida; Toxopneustidae. The transcript has 3 exons. The record is from RefSeq and is a predicted model, not a curated record.